Molecule: messenger RNA, 3405 nt
Organism: Cladophialophora bantiana CBS 173.52
Lineage: Eukaryota; Fungi; Ascomycota; Eurotiomycetes; Chaetothyriales; Herpotrichiellaceae
Exons: 10
Coding region: 1-3405 (1134 amino acids)
Biological process (GO): transmembrane transport
Cellular component (GO): membrane
Molecular function (GO): transmembrane transporter activity
Source: RefSeq, a predicted model, not a curated record
AUGGAAGAUAUCGGCGUCAAGGCACCCACCGACCACGUCGAAAGCAAGGUUGACGUCGGCGACUUGAAGAACGACAGAGCCAACAAAAUCCUUAGCGAAGCAGCAGGGCAACGCAUCGUCCUCACACCAGAAAACAACUCGAGAGUCCUCAAAAAGAUCGAUCUAUACAUACUCCCCGUGGUGCUUGGGAUCUAUUUCUUGCAGGCCCUGGACAAGGCUACUUUGGCCUAUUCCUCGGUGUUUGGGCUCGUGGAAGACACCAAUCUCGUCGGACAUGAAUACUCCUGGCUCGGGGCCGUCGUCUACCUUGCUCAGCUGGUGGCGCAGCCAUUGAUUGCCUAUGCGCUGGUCAAGUUGCCGCUGGGAAAAUUCCUCGCCGUGAUCGUCUUGCUCUGGGGUGUUUCCCUGUCAGUCAUGCCGGCAGCGCACAAUUUCGCAGGCUUGCUGGUGUGCCGGUUGUUCCUUGGGCUGUUCGAGGCUGGCGUCGCUCCUGCUUUCAUCGCCCUCACCCAGAUGUGGUGGCGUCGACGAGAGCAGCCCGUCAGACUCGGAGCCUGGUAUGCGAUGAACGGCAUCACCAACAUUGUUGGCUCCUUGUUGACAUAUGGAAUCGGUCACAUACACUCUAGUUCACUUAGACCCUAUCAGAUCAUCUUCUUAUUCUUUGGCUUGAUCACCGUGGUUUUCUCGGUCGUGGUUUGGUUUUUUCUCCCAGAUUCUCCCAUCACUGCGCAUUUCCUGAAAGGCGAAGACAGGCUAGUCGCCAUCGAGAGACUGAGGGCAAACAACCAGGGUGUUGAGGGUACCGAGUGGAAAUGGGCUCACGUCAAGGAAGCGGCCCUCGACAUCAAGACUUGGCUCUGGGCGGCCAUGAUGUUUGCCAUUUCUGUACCGAGUGGUGGCAUUUCGACCUUUGGCCCGCUGAUUGUGAAGAAUUUCGGCUUUGACCAGUUUGAAACGAUCCUUUUAAACAUGCCGUUUGGUGCCGUCCAGCUUAUCGCUACAAUGGGCGGUGCGUGGGCUGCUACGGCUCUGAAGCUGAAAUCUCCCGUAUUGGCAUUCCUGAGUCUCCCGCCGAUUGCGGGCUGUGUCAUGCUCCUACAUCUCCCGCGAGAUGCGUCGGCCAAGGCGCCGCUGCUGGUAGCGUAUUAUCUGAUAUCUGUCUAUCCCGGCAUCACGCCGUUGAUCUACUCGUGGUCUGCUGCAAACACCGCUGGAGAGACAAAGAAGAAGGUCACAACCGGGGUACUCUUCAUCGCGCAAUGCGCCGGAAACGUGCUCGGUCCAAAUCUAUACACCACGGGAGAAGCACCCCUCUACCACAGAGGAUUAUUGUCCAAUCUCGCCCUCUUUGUAGUGCUCAUCGGUCUCUACGCCGCCCAGGCCUUCUACCUGAUGAUCCUCAACAAAAAGCACGGAAGGACCCGAGAGAACAUGGGCAAGCGCGCGGUCUUAGUCGACAAAUCUAUGAACCGAGUCCAGGCAGCAACAACGACGACGGAUGGCGCUGCUGAAGACCAGGACGACGACAUGACGGGCCACCACGCAUUUGACGACAAGACCGACUGGGAAAACGAGGAUUUCAUUUUUGUGUGCCAGAAUCUGAAGAAGGUCUGCGUGUACGUCGAGAAACCUCCGGACCCUCAUGAACAGAAGAUCGAGGCCCUCGAAAAAGAGGUGCAAUUGCUAAAGCAGAGAUUGGAGUCCCAGCAGCAGAACGACCUCUAUACGACUUUCAGCGCUGUGGAUGCGACAGCUUCAACAGCUUCUGGUUUCGGCUCGCCCGAGCAAAUGGCAAGUCUGGCCCGGACAGGUUCUGACAUACAGUCGAAUCCAGGCGAUCCGCGGCGCAAGCGCACAAGAUCUCAAUUUGAAGUCGAGGUUGCCUCGGUGCCCAACUUCGCCGCCAAAGGCCUCAUCACCUUUGAUCAGGCCGAGUUGUUCUUCAACGCCUUCUUCCAGGGCUGCGAUCGCUAUGUCCCCAUAUUUGAUCCACUCCAUGACACCUUCGAGUCGAUCAGUUCUCGAAGUGCGCUCCUCUUUGACGCCAUCAUCACCAUUGGAUGCGGCGUACUCAGCGAUGCGGAUUCCCAGAUCUGUCACCUGCUUAAUUUCCACCUGAAGAAGAUGCUGAACCUUGUCAUUGUCAGUCCGGAGCACGCCUCUCUAGAGACUGUGCAGGCUCUCCUGGUCACGGCUUGCUAUACUUCAGAGCGAUCUUUGCUGUUAGCGUUUGCGACGAGGAUGGCUCUGGAUCUCGGCCUUCCGGACGCCUACGAAGACUUGACCAGGAAAAUCGUCAGUAGAGGGUCAUUGUCUCAGAAUCGAGAUUCGCAAAAAUACGACGAGGCCGACGCUGUAUUGAUGAGACGCGCUCGGGCUUGGUUUCAGCUGAUGGUGCUCGAGCAGAUCCUUCGGGUUGACGCUGGUAAUCUGCGGAGUUUCCAUUCGCGAGGCGACCCGCGGCGUUGCCGGAUCCUUCUGAACAAGCCGUUCACCACAAUCCUGGACCUCCGUCUGUUGUCGCAAGUCGAGCUUAAUUCGCUCAGAGGGAGGACGCAUGACUCAAUAGCAGGGACCGAGCAAUUUGAUGAAGAAGCAGUUAUGGACAUCCUCCGGGAUGUCCAAGUUGAUAUCGAUGUCUGGUACAACGAUUGGAAGAAUAUCAUGCAGGGUUCGUCGAGUGACGAGACGCCAGUGCUUCUACUCAACCUUGAAGUGCAGAAGUAUUGGUCUCAGACGGUGGCGUUGUGUCGGGCACUACGUGCUUUAGGGAAUGAAAAUAUCGCCGCCAUGUCCUCAACACAGCGACAUAUCCUCCACAUGGCCAAGGACGCGCUCAAGGGACACCUCCGAAUCAUCCUCGACCAGCCUCAGUAUUACCUGUCCAAAUUUUGCUAUGCGAUGGAUUUCGUCUGGGCCAAAUGCGCGUUCUGCUUCUUGCUGCUGCUGAAGCUGACCCGUCUGUUGCCUGAAGAAGACGACCACUCGAGGCGCCAGCUGCUCGAUGACGGGUAUAUGCUUCUGAACGAACUGAACAAGGCCGGUGGCGGAUGGACCAGCGGCGGUCGCAGCAACACCAGCAGGUUGUAUCUGCAGGUUCUCCAGCAGAGCAUUCAAAAGUAUGGCCGCGCGCUUCAAAACGACGGCUCGGGUCCUGCCCAGAGUGACAUCAACCCAACCGACAUUGGACAGGAUUCUCGGUCACCACUCAAUUUCUUCUGGACGACAGGAGGCUCUGCCGCGACGAACGAGAUCGAGACCUUUGUUCCAGAGCAGUUCGUCUUCGAGUGGGAUUUCCCGGGCUUGACGCUGUUCUCCUCUCCAGCGCGCGAUACCUUUUUCGACGAGUUUCUCGUAGGCAACGGGACCAGUGAUCCGUUGUUCUUCGGAAUGCUUGGCUAG